This is a messenger RNA of Mustela erminea (ermine), 5230 nucleotides long. RefSeq lists its product as uncharacterized. The coding region runs from base 1 to 900 and encodes 299 amino acids. The transcript has 9 exons. NCBI's taxonomy places the organism in Eukaryota, Metazoa, Chordata, Mammalia, Carnivora, Mustelidae. The record is from RefSeq and is a predicted model, not a curated record.
AUGAAGAUCGAGGGUGUGCCCCGAGGAGCAAAAAAAUACUCCCCCGACUCCCCCCACCUCCGGGAAGAAUUGGCCAUCAGUGGCCCACGCCGACGGGGUCCGGAGUCGCGGCCGGGGAGCGUGGCCGUGGCGGUGGCCGGGGACCGUGCGCGAGCGCCGUCCGCGGCCGGCAGGGGGCGCUGUCGCGACUGCGAGCCCGGUCCUGGGCGGCCUCCGCCUCCCGCCCCAGGCUCGGUCCCGGGGACCCCCACCUGCCCUACAAGUCACCACUCACCCUCACUCCAGCCAGGGACAGAAGAGUCCCCGGGCCACCGCAGGAGCAGUGAGGCCUCCCGGGAAGCCACCUCUGAUCCGCACCGGCGGAUUUAUGGAGCCAGAGAAAGUGUCUGGAUGGGCCACAAUUUAUAUAUCCGCACACCUGCUGAAGCAUAUCGUGGUUGCUCCCAGGAUUUGGCAAUUAUGAAUAAAACUGCCCUAAACAUCCACAGGCAAGUUUUGUGUGCACGUCCAUUUUCAACUUCUGGAAAAAUGCCAAGGAGCUUAAUCACUGAACCACACGGUAGAGAAAACAGACGCCGGCUCGCCAGAAGGCUCCCUCAUGCUUUGAGCCAGGAUCCUCCCGGAGCUGACCGUUGUUCUGACGUCAUCGCCACAGACUCCUGUAGUCUGUUCACCUUUUCUCCCCAACUGGAAGGCUCCAAAGUAACAACCAUCUCCAACUGGCAACCAGACUUCUGCCUGGGAGCAGAAAGCACAGCUGUCCUGAUGGACCAGGGCUCGGAAGCAGUGACCCUCGAGAGACAGCGGGCUUUAGCUGACAGGAACCUGCCAUGUCAUAGAACGCUCUGGAGGCCUGAAGAGGUUGACACAGAUACCCCUGGGGAAUUAGCAGGACCUUGAAUAAGCUUGUCUGCCAAACAUGCCUUGUUUUCUAGGCCCCCAGGAGUACCUGGCUUUUUCUGUCUUCUCGUUUGAUGCUAAAGAAACCAGCCAUUAUUUCACGCUGGAAAGGAAACAUUCCACUUGCCUUCUCCUCCUCCUCUCCUGCCCCCUUUUUGCUGAGAAUAUGAAGACUCUCCACACAGUCAUCACAGUAAAAGCAGUCCUUAAUCUUCCUAACGAUAACAAGAAUAAGGAACAUCAAAGUAAGCAGCUAUCUUAGUCAUUAGGGUAUUAAACUGUACUCGGCCUGGAUAGGCUGAGAAACCAGGACUCUCGUGUUUUGAUGACGAUACCAAAGCCUAAUUUCUAGGCAGCUGCUAGAUCACCAGAUUCCGAGCACCCAUGUAGAAUAUUAUCAUUUCCCAGACCAGCAGGGCCCAUGUCUCUGCUCUAGUAAGAGUCUUAGGUUACUUUAAAAAAAAUUCAUUGUUAGGAUACCCGUGACAGGUGAGAACUGGCGCGGGUCACUGUCUGGACCUGAGGGCUCUGCGCGCUGGCCAGCAGGGCCCUGCUCUCUGGGCACCUCUGCUUCUCCCUGGACACCCUCUGCUGGGUGCUUCUCUGUCCCCCGCCAGCUUCGUCCACCUGCUCACAGACCUGCUCCCUCCACACCUCUACACCUCAAGUCUCUGAUUCGCCUUCAUCACCGACCGCCUCUUAGCUCUGAUAUCCAAGAGCGAAGCGGACUGGCCAUCCCAUCUGCUAAGGCAGUCCUUGGGUAGGGCCCCUUCGGUUCUGAUCCGCUGUGGAAAGUGUCUUAGAGAGUCCAACACUGGAUAAAAGCAGGGACAGCUUGCUUCUCCUAGGAAAGGUGAGCGUCUAAGAGACCGCAUAACAUGUCUCCCAGGGCAGAAUUUCCAAUGCACGCUUUACUCAUCCAAAGCCAUGGCUAGUUAUGGCCCCAGGAGCAGUAGGGCAGGGCCAGCUCUGAAACUACUUGCUCAUCACGGAGUCACUUCUGCCCCUGGUUAUGGCGAUGCUCCUUCUAGAUAUUUUUCUCCAUUCUGCAGUCCACUUACUAGCUGGUUACUGUAGGCACAGCUGCUAUAGAUUCCAAAGGACACCGGCAAGAAAGGUCUCAUUGCCCGGGCAUGGAGAGCCUCCUUCUGCGCUUACCUCCUGGACCCACACGUUCCAGCAAUGGCCGGGGCAGCCGCAUCACAGCGACCUGUCCCCAGUCUGGCACUGAGUCUGCAGACACCAUCCUCGCCUCCCGCCUCCCGGUGUUGGACCUCCACUCUUAGAUUAACCACCUCACUCCACACUGCAGUGACUUCUAGCUGCUUCCACGUGGCUUCUGGAGCUUCUGCGUGCUGGACGCUUAUGCAGCGUUUCAGCCGGUCCUGCAUCCCAGGGGGGACUACCCAGCUUCCCGGCUCUGUUCUCAGUGCUCAGGAUUAACUGAGGGAUCAAGAAUCCUUGCAGCGCUUGUUUGAGUGAGACGUGCCCCCUUUUUAUUAGGCUGGGGGUUUUAAUGAUGCUGUGGGCCCCACAGAACCUCCAUUUCCUGCUCUGGGGCCUUCGGGCAGAUAGAGGAGGGAUUUUGGAUCUCCAUGGGUUCGGGUCACCACAUCCUUUGGAAUGUGUGUUUUCCACAGCAGCUCUCAGCAGCUACAGUUGGGCCCAAAAGACCACAGUCCCAAAGCCUCGGUGCCUACUGAUCCCCCUGGGGCAGGCCUCCCUGUGCUGGUGGCCGGCAGGGGGCGGGGGAGCACUAGAGCCUCGCGUUUGAGCGCUUUUCCUCCUGGAUCUGAUUUUGACCUUGUUGCCUGACUGGAGGCUGGAUGGCUUCGACACAGAAGAAGUGGUGGGUGGUGCGGGCACUGUGAGCACACGCUGCGGACUAUCAUUAUGUCGUAUGAAAUCCAGGGACGUUUAAAAAUAAACUCAGGCCGCCAGCGGGUUUGCAUUUCCAUACCCAGUGCCACCCCCGUGGAGGGCCCCAACCGGGAUCUCCUGGGAGCCUCCAAAUUAUCCCCGGGUCUGGUCUUCAGAUUCCCCACCUUACCACUGGGGAAACCGAGGCAGAGAACAUUUAAGUGGUUUGCUUAGGGUAACAGGGCAAGAACAAAGCAGGAGGGCCUUCAGUUUGAUGUGAGAAAGUGUCAUUCUCGGGAGGAGGUGUGUCCGUGAGGGGUGUUUCUCAGGAAACGGAGGACGAGCUCCCGUCAAGGCUUAAGAAGGUCACCCUACUUCAUGCCUCCGGGCAUCCGGGCUGCCCGUCUUGGCUCCCUCGUUAUCUUACCUAGGAAUUCACUUUGCCUGCAGUAUGCACCUCCCACACUGUCCUGCGGGGACCCCGGGAAUGAUUAACUCCCAGGCCUGGCUGUCCCUCUGUCCUGAACACUUUGCAUGCUGUCCGUCUUUCUCCUCUGGAGAUCAAACUCUCUAUCCCUUUCUUGGCUUUCCUUUGAUGCAGGCUUUUCUGGCUGGAAGGAUGUGCUUGUCAGUCGCUGUUCUAAGGACCCACGAAGGUCAUUUCGGUCCAGGCUUCUGGAAAAACGGCGACUUUGGAGGAAGGCAACCCAGCCACCGCCCCUUCCUCCACUUUGUUUCCGUGUUUACAUCACCUCUUUGCAGCAGUUCUGUCCUCUGUGUGAAAAGACGAGCCCUUAUUUUGACAGCUGGGCAGUGUCUUUGAUAUGGGAGAUGUCACUUGGAAAAAAGCGGGGGGUGACAGGAGAUGGGCAGCAGCUGGUCCGCACGGCGGCGGUCCCCGAGCCCAGCUGCGGGCGGCUCUGGCGGGACCGGGGAGGGGGGUGCGCUGGUGUCUGUUUGGGGUUUUGCCAGGUUCCCAGGGCUGCAGCCACCAGGCUCUGAUUUGCUAGAACCAGGAGCUCCCCGCGGCGGGAAGAGGGAAAGAGAAGGAGCGGAGUGAGAGGGGAGGGCAAGUCAGGAGAGGAGCCGGAGCCCGACCCCGAAGCAAAGGUCCUGAGAUUCCCCUGGUGUAACUCUCCAGGAGCCGGGCUGGCUGGGUUGACCAAGAGUCUUUGAUAUGCAAGGAGACCCUGGCCGUCCUCAACCUCUGAGAGCUCAGAAUCAAGCUUGUGCGGCACAGGUUGGGUGUUUAAAUUCCCCACCCCAAGACUUGAGCCACAAAUCCAAGGCAGAAGAACAAGUGUACUUUGGAAGGACAGGAGCUGGACCUGAUGCCCAGCAGGAGGGAGCAGGCUGGAGGCUCAGCGUCUUAACUCUGAGACGUGUCUCCAGGGGCCAAAGACAAAGCAAGAUGGGAACUCCGCCAGCGUUGGAGACCAGAGGUGGUAAUAUGGAUUCGGAGGUCCAGAGUGUCCACGAGGGGGCUGUCCACGGAGAACUCCAGUGGCCAUCAGGACCAGGGAAGGGGUAUGGCAUGAACAAGAAAGGGCUGGGCCUAGGAACGGCAGGGAGGGCUCUGAACGGAGAGAACGGGCUUCUAGACCCGAUUACAUAUCGGAGCAAGUAACAACUACGGUAAAACCGUGGUUCUGGACCCUGAGUGAAGGCAAGAGAGUCUGUGAUCUAGAAAGUUCUCCUGGAGCCCCUGGUUCUGAGCGUUGUCCGCUCAUCAGCAUAUACACUGAGCUCCUCUCACGGCGGGGCAGGGACCGGGGCCCGCGGGACCCAACAGUGUAAGGCCGGUGUGGCCCCCGCUUCUGUGGCAGAACACGUUCGGGGGUGGGGGAGGGGGUCGGCAGGAAGAGCUGGGAUCCACUGGGAUCCGCCGCAGCAGGAAGAGCUGGGAUCCACUGGGAUCCGCCGCAGCAGGAAGAGCUGGGAUCCACUGGGAUCCGCCGCAGAAGCUGGCGUUUCUAACCAGGCCCCUGGACUCACCCCGAGCUAGGACUCCACUGCGAACCCUCCAGGUCACAGUCCGUUUCCUGCCUUCCCCGUGUGGGGCUCAGGAACGCGAGGGACCGCGUGUGCGGCCAGAAGAGCGUCGCUGCUCGGCGGAGAGCACUGGGGUCACGCUCCGGUGCUCCCAGUUUCACGGCGGCCGAAAGCGGGCAGCAACCCGGAGGCCCGGCCGUGGAUGGGGGUAAACAAAAUGGGCCCCCCACACGGCGGAAUAUUAUCAGGCCUUAAAAAGGAAGGGAAUUCUGCUCCCCCCUGGAUGAACCUUGAGGACGUUAUGCUGAUUGAAAAGAGCCGGCCCUGAAAAGACUGACGACAAUGCCUGAUCCUACCCACCUGAGGUUCCCGGAGUCCUCGAAUUCCUCAGAAACAGAAGGAGGGGCGCCGGGGUGGCUCAGUGGGUUAAAGCUUCUGCCUUCGGCUCAGGUCCUGAUCCCAGGGUCUUCGGAUCGAG